Messenger RNA from Patella vulgata (common limpet), 1468 nucleotides. Its product is annotated as homeobox protein MSX-1. The record is from RefSeq and is a predicted model, not a curated record. Lineage: Eukaryota; Metazoa; Mollusca; Gastropoda; Patellidae. Gene Ontology annotation, cellular component: nucleus. Gene Ontology annotation, molecular function: RNA polymerase II transcription regulatory region sequence-specific DNA binding; DNA-binding transcription factor activity, RNA polymerase II-specific. The coding region runs from base 114 to 1034 and encodes 306 amino acids. Gene Ontology annotation, biological process: embryonic morphogenesis; regulation of transcription by RNA polymerase II. The transcript is spliced from 2 exons.
ACGAGAAAUGCCCAGUUGAUCUAACUCCGCUUGGAUGUAAACAAUUUUGUUCUUUUGUUUUUCUAGAUAAUAGAAUGAUGUAAACAAAUAUUUCGCUUUCUGUAGUUGAAAACAUGGCAGACGGCAAAGUUGUUAACAAGUUCAGAACGAGUUCUCAUUCAGCAUUUAAAAAACUUAAAUCUUCUCGACGAGAAUAUUCAGAGGAAAAUAAGACUGACGUGGAAGAGAGAGUAAGCGAAUCGGAGAAUCACGAAGAUGUUCCGAAUGAUGUCCCGAUUAAAGAGAGACAUCCAUUUAGUGUAGAAUUUUUAAUACAAAAAGAUAAAUUUAAAAAGACCGACAAAGAAUGUGCCAAUUAUUAUGACUCUUCAGAUUCCGAAGAUAGUUUAGCCUCGCCAAGGACAUCUACUCCGCAAACGUCUACGCCAACGUCUCCAGUUCCAGCACCUGUCAACAGACCGUCUUUUAGUGUAGCCGAUAUUUUAGGGAAGUCACCUGGUAGCAGUAUUACCUCACCACCCGUACCCUCAUUACACCAUGUUAACAGUGAUGGAAAAUGGGGGUUAACAGCCCCGUCCCCAAUGACACCCGCAUGGUUCUCGGUUCCGGCUUUAACAUCACGUACAGGUAUGCCGUCUCCACCCAGAUUACCAAAUAAAUGCGCUUUAAGGAAACAUAAACCAGAUCGUAAACCUAGAACACCGUUCACUACGAGUCAACUUCUGGCAUUAGAAAGAAAGUUCCGAGAAAAACAAUAUUUAUCAAUAGCUGAACGAGCUGAAUUUUCAGCUUCAUUAAAUCUAACAGAGACACAAGUUAAAAUCUGGUUUCAAAAUCGUCGAGCAAAAGCUAAAAGACUUCAAGAAGCAGAACUAGAAAAGAUAAGAAUGGCAUCGAAACCAAUGUUACCGCCAACAUUUGGAAUAUCUCUUCCAGGUGCUGGAUCUUUGCCAGCAUCGUAUCUAAGUCGUCAUUUUUUUCCACCAACAUCUUUAGCGGGGUUUGGACUCUAUGGUGCUCUGUAUCCACAUUAAUUAUGUGUCAAGAAUCAAUACAAAUUAUAUAAAUGAACAGUUUAUCUGUAAAGGAUGUGGAAAGAUCAAUAUGUGUGGGUGUUGUAAUAAAUUGGUAAACAUCUCAUGACCCAUCUCAUGACUAAUCUUACUGCUCCUUAAAGACAGACACACGUAUCACACUAAGUAUUAUUAACCGGACGGGUUUGACAUAUCCAAAUAUCUAUUUUACUUGUUAAAUUAGAAAAAUAAACAGCUAGAAAUCAUGCAGUCGACAGUCAUGAAAUGUUUGAUCUGUAUAUGUCGUGAACAUAAAAAAAGUGCUGCCCAUGUUUUGUUUAUACUAUGUUUGUAUGUUACAAGUAAAAAAUAUAAUCACAACUGAUAUUAUGUUUAUUUAUUCCUAACACUGUUCGCUGGGAUGGCCCAUGGCUCAUACCUGGUCUCCAAAAGAG